This is a messenger RNA of Electrophorus electricus (electric eel), 2172 nucleotides long. The record is from RefSeq and is a predicted model, not a curated record. NCBI's taxonomy places the organism in Eukaryota, Metazoa, Chordata, Actinopteri, Gymnotiformes, Gymnotidae.
GUUUCGUACGUGUUUGUACCGGUCUGCAUCAGAACUGCUGUACGAGUUUAUGCCGCUGUCUUAAGGUCAGUGCAGGCGAGUCACCGGGAUUUAAGAGGUCCGUGUGGCGUGGGCGCAGCGUUUGAUCUCGCCGACCUGUCGGCGCUCGCUCCCUCCAGCCUCACGCGUCCUUGAAGGGUCCGGUUGCUAUAGCGAUCAGAAAGCGAACCUGUGAUUCUCCUCAAAGCGCUUUCCGUGUGUGGGAGAGUUGCAGAGGCGAUAGGGGCUGAGAGCUCGCUGAGAGAGUAAGAUGUCACCGCGCUAAAGUCCCGGCCUGUCGAGGCUACGGCUCCAGGGUUAUUUACAGUGACCCCGGAGCCACCGGACAAGCGGCACAGGGGAAGGAGCGACAUGGGCUCCGCGUCGUCAGCGUACCGGAUCAUUUACCUGGACGUGGACGGCAGGAUUCAGAAGGUGGUCUUCAGCCACUGCUGUAGCCCCUGUGAUAUCAAGGAGCUCUUUUGCACGGCUGUGGGGUUGCCCAGGAGUACAACCUUUUCGCUCCUGGACGCCAGUGGAGCCAUGGUCUCCAUUGACCCCACCAUGCCAAGCAACUCAGAGAGGUCACCAUACAAAGUGGUUCCACUUUCUGGAGGACAACUGCCUGAUAAGGAAGAACUCUUUCAGAAUGUACUGACACAGGUAGCGGAGCAGUUCUCCAGGGCGUUUAAGAUAAAUGAGCUGAAGGCUGAGGUGACGAACCGCUUGGCCAUGUUGGAGAAGAGAGUGGAGUUGGAGGGGAUAAAGGUGGUAGAAAUUGAGAAAUGUCGCAGUGACAUUAAAAAGCUGAGGGAGGAGAUGACCUCGAGGAACAGCAGCAGUUGUCUGGAUGACAAGAAGCUGACUCCUCACAGAGAUGUGCCUUCAUACCCAAAGUACCAUCUGUCCAAGGAGACCAUAGACACUUUGCGGCAGCCGAUCUUUGAUGUUUGGCAGUGGGAACCCAAUGAGAUGCUCAGUUGCCUGGAGCACAUGUAUCAUGACCUGGGGCUGGUUAGAGACUUCAACAUUAACCCCAUCACCCUGAAGAGAUGGCUUCUCUGUAUCCAUGACAACUACAGAAACAACCCUUUCCACAACUUCCGUCACUGUUUUUGUGUGGCACAGAUGAUGUACAGCAUGAUCUACCUCUGCAACCUCCAGGAAAAAUUCACACAGAUAGAUAUUCUGAUCCUUAUGACCGCAGCUGUGUGUCAUGACCUAGACCAUCCUGGAUACAACAAUACGUAUCAGAUAAAUGCACGGACUGAGUUGGCAGUGAGGUAUAAUGAUAUUUCCCCACUGGAGAACCACCAUUGUGCUGUAGCCUUUCAGAUUUUCUCUCAGCCAGACUGCAACAUCUUCUCCAACUUUGAUGCCGAGGCCUUCAAACAGAUCCGCCAGGGGACAAUCACUCUGAUACUAGCCACAGACAUGGCCCGGCAUGGAGAGAUUCUUGACUCCUUCAAGCAAAAACUGGAGACCUUUGACUUCACCAAUGAGGAACACGUCACCUGUCUAAAGAUGGUGCUCAUCAAGUGCUGUGACAUCUCCAACGAGGUGCGACCGAUGGAGGUGGCUGAGCCCUGGGUGGACUGUCUGCUGGAGGAGUACUUCAUGCAGAGUGACAGAGAGAAGGCGGAAGGCUUACCUGUAGCUCCCUUUAUGGACAGAGACAAGGUCACUAAGCCCACCGCUCAGAUUGGCUUCAUCAAGUUCGUCCUCAUCCCCAUGUUCGAGACAGUGAUGAAGUUGUUCCCACAGAUCGAAGAGGCUAUGCUCCAGCCACUUAGAGAAUCCCGGGACAGAUAUGAGGAACUCAAACAGAUCGACGAGGCCAUGAAUGAGAUUAUCCUGCCUCCUUUGCCCUACAGGUACAGAAAAAGAAGAGUGAGAAUCUCAGCAUGGGAGGCCAAAAGAAAUGAGGCUGGUGAGGCUGGACAUAUGGACCCAGUAGACUGAACAAUGGAAGGUACAGUGAAGAGCUGGCCAACGUUCCAGGCAAUCCAAAGUCUCUUUCAGGGAAUGUGAACCUUGUACAGCACAUACAUCAUCAACUGAUGCUGUUCUAUAGAUGUUAUUCUCUGCUUGCCUUGUUUUUGUUUAGUUUUGUACAAAUAUUAUUCAAGAUGUACAGAUUUUUAGAAAGCUUUG